Orbicella faveolata is the source of this 2655-nucleotide messenger RNA. RefSeq lists its product as uncharacterized. The record is from RefSeq and is a predicted model, not a curated record. Lineage: Eukaryota; Metazoa; Cnidaria; Anthozoa; Scleractinia; Merulinidae.
ACAGUAAAGAUUUGCUGGAGGUCUUAAUCUUUCUUUUAAGAAAGUACUUCAACACAGUUACUAAUCAUCCUUACGUUUUUUUUGAAACCUUGCUGAAUGAGGGAGGAGCAGUACUAUCUUCUGUGGCCUCAAACCUGUUACGGACCAAAUAUCCAGAAAUAUCAUAUAUGGAAUUAGUUCACAAGGAGAUGCAGCAGAGAGCUCUACUUGCCCGUUUUCAGUGUUGGUCCCAGGUAGCCUGUUUGGAUGUUUCACAACAGUUAGACUACAUGGUGUGUGAAUGUAAGGACGGAACGAUUCAAUUGUGGUCACUCCAUACUGGCAAGCUGGUGUGGGUACGUCCUGUUAUGAUGAAGAAACUUCUCCUAGAUCUUUUUGGAGCAUAUAGAGCGCCGCUAGUUUCUUCAGUCUUGUCAUUUUACCGCUCAGUUGGUUUUCAUCCCACAGAAGAAGUGGUCCUACCAGGAGUCCUCAGCCAUGCGUAUACUUUUGAGGGAGAACUGAAACCACUUUUUCCUAAUAGCAACUGCACUUUUACAGUUUGCUCAAUUUCAGGAGACAUGACUAGGAUGUUAACUGAUUGUCCUGAUGAUGCCAAGUGCAUUAUUAUGUGGAGCCUGGAGGAUGGUUCAGAAAUUGCUCGUACCACCAGAAGUAACGAUGUUUUAUCGUUUACUUGGUCACGAGAUGGAAGGUUCCUCGCAAUGACCUUUUCCACGGGUUUGAUUUGCUUGGUUGAUGUCAUGGAUGGUUUUAGAACAAUAGUAGAAACAGCCAUUCCAGCAGUUUGUGGAAUGAUUAAGUGCUCAACUGACUUUCGUUCCCUUUUUUGUUUUAGUUUAGCACAUUCCGCUCCUUUAAACCUUUUUCGUUUGCGUAUCAGUUUGGUGGAGCAUCCCAGCUGUAUGCUAUAUGUUUUUGAUAAAUCCGAGCCCUGGCAAUUUGAAUCUCCUAAUGAGGCUGGGUUUUUGUUAGGAGACCCUAUUUCGUUUCGGGAUGGAGCAUUUGAUUUUGUGUUGAACAAGGAAACUGUCUUGCGGUGUUCUCCUUAUCGUAGUUUCAUAGACAUGUUGAAUGUUAAUGAGCUAUGGAAAUCUAACCGAGAACCUACGAUUACCGUAGUCAAAGAAAUUGUACUUUCUUUGAGUGGCAAGACUGUUUAUGUUCUCAGUGGUGCGGCCAAACCAACAGUUAGGGCUUUGGACGCUGCAAGUGGGAAGCUCAUGGCGGAGAAACACAUCGAAAACAUGGUCGUGGCAGAAUGCAAUCAUUCUCUAGUAGCCGUGAAAGAAGGUGUUUUAUUUGCAACCAUGGAUGGUCUUGUGCUGUGGAGUUAUGAAUUGUCUAAGUGCGUGCGAAAUUUGACCCACUUUUACAGAAUCCAUCAGGUGGUUUCCAUAUCAGAAGAACAAGUGGCAUGUGCAUGUAAAGAAUGGACAGGUGAAAUCAGAGUGAUUAUCAUUCUGGAUACCACUAGCGGAGAGAUAUUGUCCACAAUCCCAAUUGGUCGCAGACGUUUUGUUUCAUGUAACAGUAAAAUCCAGCUGCUGACCUGCGGCGAGAGCUCCCUUAGGCUUUCGGAUGACAAAACUACCCUCUGGAAAAAGCGUCUCUCUUCCCCACUUGACUUGUCCAAUUUGCCUGGGAUGUUCUCUCUUGCGGAAACGUUUGUCGUGAUUUGGGCAAAAACACCUGAGAGGGAUGGCGAAGGAAUGUACGUCCUUGAUGCAGUUUCUGGAGACACAUUGCGUAUUCUAUGUAGAUGCAAACAAUUUUUUGAUUGCAAAUUUGUCAGUGAUGUGGAAUGUGUUGUUAGCUCCCAGGCUACCUCAGGAGGUUAUUGUGUGCGGCUGUUUAACGUCAAGUCUGGUGACCUGUUGAGUGUAAUCGAUCUGGAGAGAAAAGUGAAUUGUUUGGCAGCCUGUCCUCGUGAGCGUCUCCUCGCCAUUACCGAAAGUAACUCUAAACUUGGAUACAAUCUUAUCCACGUGCAGUUGCCGCAAGAUAGAGACAGAAGGAAGAGCAAAAGGUUGAACAACGCACCCCAGAUCGAAAAGAGGAAAGAAAACAAGAGAGAUCCGACGCACCCGUAAAAGGAACAAUGUGUUAGCUUUAGGUAAGACCGUUUUCCAUAUCUGAUGCCGAUGAAAGACGCUGGUGAUAUAUAAUAUAAUUUGUAACUGCAGACAGUGCUGUUUCGGUCUUCUGGGCCUCAACAGUGCAGUGCUGAUACUAGGGUAGAGGUUAGGCUAAGUAGCUACCUCUGAUGAUCCCACACGUAUCAUCUAAACCAUGCCGAGAGUACUCAAACUGGCGAACAAGCGAGCUUCGCACACAAAGGUUAGUGACAAUGGUGCAACCUAACGAGAGUGCUCAACAAGGUAUGAACCAAGGAGUCUAUCUAACUGCAGACUGUACUCUUUCGGCCUUCUGUGCCUCAUCAUAUCAAUGCAGUGCAAUUUGUAUCGAGAAUGAAAAUAAUCUAAUAUAUAUCAUUGUAGCUCUGAAAAGAUCGUCAAAUAGGUCCUCGCAAAGAUACGCUGAAACGAACGCCGGUAAGAAUUUUAAGAUAUAUUAUGAAGUAGUUUCCGCUUGACAUAACGUUGUCCUUUAUGGAUUACGUUUUAAACUCGUGAUUGCGUUAGCAGAUUAUGC